Molecule: messenger RNA, 1271 nt
Organism: Drosophila ananassae
Lineage: Eukaryota; Metazoa; Arthropoda; Insecta; Diptera; Drosophilidae
Product: GTP-binding protein 10 homolog
Exons: 3
Coding region: 53-1204 (383 amino acids)
Cellular component (GO): mitochondrion
Molecular function (GO): GTPase activity; magnesium ion binding; GTP binding
Source: RefSeq, a predicted model, not a curated record
ACAUAAAAAUAUCGAUAGUCCUCUGCUCAUCUCUGUUGUAUAAUGCGGUACGAUGGUGCAGUUGUUUAAAUUUCUGUUAAAAUCAACAAAAGCGCCGGCUCGAUCCCACUUUCGGCCCACCUUUCUGGACACCCUGCGCUUGGCGGUUCGAGGCGGACAUGGCGGAAACGGGUUACCCAAGUACGGAGGAGUCGGUGGCCAGGGCGGCUGUGUUUACUUUGUGGCCAAGGAAGGCCUGACGCUUCGUAAGGUGGUCCAGAGCCUAAAAGAUAAACGAGUGGUCGCCUCCAGCGGCGAAGACAGCAGCAAGGCAAGUAUCUUCGGGCGACGAGGAGUUGACCAACGCAUUGAGGUUCCUGUGGGCGUUCAAGUGUACGACGAACGACAGAAACUAAUUGCGGACCUCAAUGAAAACGACGCCCAGUGUAUUGUAGCCGGAGGAGGCGUGGGCGGAUGCACUGGCACCAAUUUUAUAGGACGUCCCGGCGAAAAUCGAAUUGUCAACCUGGACCUAAAGCUCAUUGCAGACGUUGGACUCGUUGGCUUUCCCAAUGCUGGCAAGAGCACGCUUCUUAAGGCCGUCUCCAAUGCAAAGCCCAAGAUUGCAGCAUAUCCGUUUACCACGAUUCGACCUCAAAUCGGCACCAUCGAAUAUAAGGACCUGCGCUCCAUCACCGUGGCAGAUCUGCCGGGACUCAUCGAGGGAGCGCACGCCAACUUCGGCAUGGGACACAAGUUUCUUAAGCACAUAGAACGUACUCGCCUCAUGGUCUUUAUGGUCGACAUAUUCGGCUUCCAGCUGAGCCCACGACAUCCGCACCGAGACUGUUUGGCCAACAUCUACGCAUUGAAUAGGGAGCUGGAACUCUACGAUCCGUCGCUGUUGGAGAAGCCCAGUGUGCUGCUGCUAAACAAGAUGGACAAGGAAGGCGCCCACGAGAUUCUUACUAAAGUCAAACCGAUCAUCGACGACCUGGCCAGCGGACUGGAGCAAUGUCCCGAGGAACUUCGACCCAAGCAGGUGCUUAAGUUCGAAAGUGUAGUCCCUAUAUCCGCCAUGAACUCCACGAAAGUGGUCCAGGUUAAGUCGCAGUUGCGGCGAACACUAAUUCGUCUUGCAGAGAAGCAGUUUGUGGUGGACAGUGAAGAGGUCAAGGAGAAGCUUCAGCAGCGUGUCGGCGUGGUGGGCCCCAAAGUUACAUAGUUUAGUAAACUACUUAAUAUUUAUAAAAAUUAUUUGUAAAUAGUUGCAAUACAAUUAUUCAAAAGAA